GCUCAGGCAGGCGCCAUGCGGGAAGACGAGCCUCUCCUCUGCCCCGCGCCAAACACACCCCGCAAGCCGUCCCGCCUCAAACGCACGCUACGAACGCUCAGCUCGCCGUUCCGCAGCGGCUCGCCCUUCCACAUCGGGUCGCUUAAGCGAACUGGUUCCGCUAAAUCUUCAGUGUCCGACGGCGAGAUCGCACGCGACGAACGCACUAUGCGUAAGAAAAACAAGAAACCACGUUCCGACGCACCCGCGUCUACCUCGCGCAGUAGUGACAGCUCGCCGGUCAUCAAAAAAAAGGAAAGUAAGAAAUUGAUCAACAUAGACUCGACUCGCUCGGAGAGUACCGAUCUGUCCCGGUCGGAAACGGAGCCUGAACCACAGACCUCAAAUGUCGCGCAAAUUACAGCAAACUAUGAACAACUACCCGAAACUCCAAUGGAGCCAAUACUGCCCAACGAUGAGCAAUCAUUUGAAACGUUAUUGGAGCAGAUCACACAAAGUAAUGAGCAAUCUUCAGGCGCUCCGACGAAAAAGCCCUCGCCUAAUAAUGAUGAAUCAUUCGAAAAUUUAAUGAAAGAAAUUACGCAGAGUAAUGAUAAAUUUCCUGAAACUCGAUUUGAACCUAUAACGCCACAUGUAGAGCCAGCAUCUUCAACUGAAAUGGAGCCAGCAUCGCCUAAAAAUAAACAGUCGUCCAAUACAGAGUUGGAAGUGGAGUUGCCUGAAAGUGUCACGCCAGAACAGAUUUUCAGUCCAAUCGUGGUGGAGCAUCCGGUGGCUACCAGAGCGUUCACUAAAGCGGCGUGGAAGAAGCGUGCGCAAUUGACUGAAAUUCAGAAACCUAUCGAGGAGCCAAGUCCUGAGGGGACUAUGAAGCGGCGAAUCGCUUUUGUGUCACAAUUCUCGAUGUAUCAGUCGGAGGACCAUGACGAUGAUGACGACGAGGAAGAGGGGAAGACGGGCGAGGUGGGGUCGCUGGAGGAAGCGGUGGCGCUAGCUCGCUCGCGGCUCGCUGCCGGCGCGUCGCAGCCGCAUUCGCACGACAACGUCGACGCCGAAGAGAAGGGAUACGCGGAGGCGAACAUGCCGGCCUACGGAGACCUCAUCGAGCCGGAGAACAAGGCUGGGAGCGACCAACCGUCUCACGCCACAUCAAGUACGGAGCGGCGGGAGCAUCUAUACAAAAUCCUGGUGAUUGGUGAACUGGGUACAGGAAAGACUUCUAUAAUCAAACGAUAUGUCCACCAGUUCUUCAGCCAGCACUACAGAGCAACCAUUGGCGUGGACUUUGCAUUGAAAGUGCUUAACUGGGACGCAAAUACGAUUAUACGACUACAAUUAUGGGAUAUAGCAGGGCAAGAGCGGUUUGGCAAUAUGACCCGUGUCUACUACAAAGAGGCUGUUGGCGCGUUCAUAGUGUUUGACGUAUCGAGAGUUGCGACCUUUGACGCCGUGGUGAAGUGGAAGAAUGACCUGGAUACAAAAGUUCAGUUACCAGAUGGAUCGCCCAUACCCUGCAUAUUACUGGCGAAUAAGUGUGACCAACAAAAAGAAGGAAUAGUGAAUUCACCGGCGAAAAUGGAUGAAUAUUGUCGGGAAAAAGGCUUCGCGGGAUGGUUUGAGACGUCGGCCAAAGAAAAUAUUAACAUUGAAGAAGCGGCCAGAUCUUUAGUAAAUAAGAUUCUUCUUAACGAUAAACUGCUGCAGAACAACGACAAGGACGGCGAAAGGAUCGCACUGGACCACAAGAUCGCAAAUGGCGAGAACAGUCGAGACCUCGGAGGGAAUAAAAGUUGCGCCUGCUGACCAUUUGCAAACCGACAAAAUUCACCCUUAUUGAGCAACUAUGAUGAUCAAGAAAAUUACAGAAUAAAUUGAAGUGUCAAAUGCUGUUCGAUGGAUAAUUAAUCUGUCUUCUUGACAAAUUAUAUUACCUAUCUGUGGGUUUAGAUUCGAUGGGUAAUUUAUCAGUCGUGACAAAUUAUAUUAUCUGUGGAACAACAUAGCCGCUAUUUAUUGUCUACGCCGAAUAGAAUUGUUUUUAACAUUUCCUUUUUUGAAUAUUUUUGGAUAAAGAAGGGACCAAAAUGGCGUCGUUUUUUAUAUUGAAAUUGAUGACGAAAUGAUUUUCGUUUCACAAUAAGGGUGUCUUAUUCUUGCACUGAUUAAACCUCGCUUUAAAAUGAACAAAUUUUUAAACAAUAGGAUUUAUGAAAUUAUAUUCCAUUUGUCUCAAUAAUGUAAAGUUGGAGCCAAAUAUUUAAUAACUGCUUCGGUUACAAAAAAUGAAUAUUAUUAGAAUUCGAAUUAUCUAAAUUGGAAUGUUUAAUUCAUAGGAGUUUCAAACAUGUUUUAAAUUUGACUUUUACUUACUAGAACAAGAUUUUGUUUACACAUAUUGUUGAAACAGUGGAGGUGAAAUAAAUACUAUUAAUAGUUUUAUAAGGCCAUCCUUGUAUCUUUUUAUCUUAUUACAUUCCGUGAAAUCUUAUAUUUAAUCUAUGAUUCAUUCGAAUCGAUAAAUAUCAAAAAUUGCGCUAAAUAAUUCCGUUUAAGUAAAAAAGCUUUAUUGACGGCAUUUCUUAUAUUUAUUAUAAGUCAUAGAUAGCUACAUAUAUUAAUAUGGAAACGAAAUUUUAGAGACUUUAAGAAUGUACUUUUAUGUGAAUUAACAAAACUUUAUUUAUAUGACAUUAAAAUUAGGUUGGUCACGUUCUAGAAAAAAAUACUGUGCAACAGGUGAAUGCCAGUAAAUAUGACGUAAUCGUGGACCAAGUGUGAACAAAGGUCUAGGCUAACGAUUUGUCUAAAUCUACGUCUUCAUUAAUUAUUUUAUGCUGACGCAAUUAAGCUUUGUCAAUUGUCAAGCUUCAACUUUGACAGACCGUCAAAAAUCUAAAUGUUUUCUAAAAAGUAGUAUUAGUGGAUAUACAAUCAUUUUUUACUCCUUUUCAAUUGAUUUGGUUUUGUCAACCGACCAACACACACACACACACACCAACACGCCACAACACCAAGAAAGCCAGCAGUUGCAUCGUUGUACAUUUCUUUGCAUAAAUGUAAAAAAAACCAACAGAUAAGAUCUGGGCUACCAUUACACACAGAUAUAACGUACAUUGUGAUUCAUAUAAACGUAUAGCAUAUUUUAUUGUCAUAUAUAAAGUUUAAUUAAGGUUGUAAGUGCCUCUAUGCAUCGAAUUUAAUCCAUGUAACGAAAUUAUAUUUAAGAUUUUUAUUCUGUACACUAAUUGGAUUUCGCAAAUUUCAAAUUUUAUUAAGUGCCAUGUUGGGCUUGAGUCAGUAAUUAGUUGAUAAAUGAGUUAAUAUUGUAAUAAGUAUUACUUAUUGUAUGUGAGAGUGUGGAUUUAUUACAGAAUAAAUUGUUUUAGAAAAA
This is a messenger RNA of Pieris rapae (cabbage white), 3391 nucleotides long. It is a transcript of the gene Rab32, whose product is annotated as ras-related protein Rab-32. Gene Ontology annotation, cellular component: late endosome; lysosome; phagocytic vesicle. Gene Ontology annotation, molecular function: GTP binding; GTPase activity. Gene Ontology annotation, biological process: phagosome-lysosome fusion; endosome to lysosome transport. NCBI's taxonomy places the organism in Eukaryota, Metazoa, Arthropoda, Insecta, Lepidoptera, Pieridae. Bases 16 to 1803 code for a protein of 595 amino acids. The transcript is spliced from 5 exons. The record is from RefSeq and is a predicted model, not a curated record.